Tuber aestivum (summer truffle) is the source of this 303-nucleotide messenger RNA. The record is from the annotation of a GenBank genome assembly. Lineage: Eukaryota; Fungi; Ascomycota; Pezizomycetes; Pezizales; Tuberaceae.
CCAACCACCCUAACAAGUCUGAACAACUUGGCUCAAGUGCUAAAAUCCCAAGGAAAGUACGACGAAUCGGAGGCGAUGCACCGACGUGAACUAGAGGGUUGCGAGAAGAUUCUUGGACCAGACCACCCAGACACCUUAAUAAGUGUUAGCAAUCUCGCCAGUGUGCUUCGGAGCCGAGGGAAGUACAAGGAAUCGGAGACAAUGCAUCGGCAUGCACUAGAGCAGCGCAAGAACAUUCUUGGACCAGGCCAUCCCAAAACCCAAUUAAGUGCCAACAACCUGGCUACGGUGCUGCGGCUCCAA